UGACAUGACAAGCUGCAGCAUGUAUUACACAAGUUCAGAUUAUAAAAUCGAAAAAUUAAAAGGAAAAGAAGUGAAAAUAUUCAAAAUGCCUGAUGCCUACAAAAAUAUAAAUAAUAAGGCACAAUUGGAUGAAUAUGUCAAUCUACUUUGCCAAUGUUUAAAAAUAAGGUAUAUACAAGUUUAUAACUUGGAUAACGCUGACAUUUCGAUAGUACCUACAAUUGCCAUGUUCUGGGAACAUUACGUUUCUUAUUCUUCUCCUGUAUUUGACAUAUCAACUUAUUUUGUCAUCAGAGCAGCAAGACCAAUCGAUAAGUUCAUUUCCUUGAUCAAGCCUUUUUCCAUAAACAUAUGGAUAUGCAUUUCCAUCACAACUGUGUUAUGUGUUUUCAUCAUACAUACCAUGUUGAAAAGAGAAGCUCAAUUUUUAGACAAGGAGCAUCCAAAAUUUUCAUCUCUCUGCUGGAUAUUAAUAAGAAAUGCUUUUCGUCAAGAUACGGAAAUUGAUCACAUUAUUCUCCGCACAUUUCGAAUUCUGAUUGGAUGUUGGAUCCUAGCGGUAUUUGUCCUUACUUCAGCAUAUACGGGAGUUUUGCCUUCCUACUUAAUUCAUCCAGGAAAUGAAAAAAUUCCCAAAAAUUAUAUGGAAUUGACACAAUCGGUAAAAGAUGGAAAAUAUAACAUUAGUAUGACUUUCUCCUCUGAUGAAGAAGCAAUUUUUUUAAUUAAUGGGCGGAAAUUACCCGCUAUGUUUCAGAUAUUUUUAAAAAGUAUUGAAGAAAAUCCAAACAAUAGGGUAAUAUUAGGUAAAGGCAAUGAACUGCAGAAGGUUCUUGAAGGAACAGAUGCGUUACUUGCAACAAAAUUAAGGAUUGAUCCUUUAACAAUGAAAUUUCGUAAAGAGAAUUUUUACAUUUCACCAGAUUCUCUUUUCACUAACUUUCGCUUCCUGCAGAUAAACAAGCUUCGACUUUACCAACAAAAAGAGGUGUUUGAGAUGAUAAAUAUCUUACAUCAAAGUGGAUUAUCAUUGAAACUGCAACAAGAUCUUAUAGAAGAAGAUCGAAGAUAUUACGAAUUUAAUUUCUAUGAUAAGAAGAAAGAUGAAAAGUAUCUGAAAAUGGAAGAUCUUAAAGGACCAUUGAUUUUGUUAAUAAUAGGAUAUAUUCUUUCUUUAUUGGUGUUUAUUGGAGAAAUUUUGAUUGGGAAAUUAGGAGGAGGAUCAGCAGGAGCAGUCUUAGCUAAUCGACUGUCUACAAAUCCCAAAAACAAAGUUCUUCUUUUAGAAGCUGGUUUUUAUUAUCCAUUAUCAACAACAAGAUUUGGAAGGCGAUGCAGCACCAAUAAAGCUUUCUUGAAACCAAUUCAACAUCGUCCUAAUUUAAAUAUCUUGCUGUUUUCCUUCGCAACUAAGAUUAUUUUCGAUGAAUAUAAACGAGCUAAAGCAGUUCAGUUCGAUCGAUUCAAGAGAUCUUAUACUGUUUAUGCAAGAAAAGAGAUAAUUAUAUCAGCUGGAGUCAUCAACUCUCCUCAGUUGUUAAUGCUGUCAGGUAUCGGCAUUAGAAAACACUUAAACAAAUUCAAGAUUCCAGUCGUGUCAGAUCUUCCAGUAGGCCUUAAUCUUCAAGAUCACAUUUUCUCUCUUGGAAUUGAUUUCUUAAUUGACAAACCAGUUUCUUUCAUCGCCUAUCGUGCUCUAACUCCAUCCAAUGCUCUACGUUAUUUCAAAUAUGGUUCUGGAGAGUGGACCUUAUUAGGUGGAGUCGAAAGUUUGGCUUUCAUCAAUACUCGUUUUGCGAAUUCUUCUGAUGAUUAUCCAGAUAUCGAACUGCAUUUUAUAGCUGGCAGUUUGGCUUCUGAUGGAGGAGAAAUUUUUAUUCCAGCCAUUGGCAUAAAUAAUCAAGUUAGAAAAUUAUAUUAUGGGCCUAUUUUAAAUCGGGAUGCUUUCACCAUAUUUCCUACUUUAAUUCAUCCAAAAAGUCGUGGUUUUGUAAAACUCAGAAGCACUAAUCCCUACGAUCAUCCUGUUAUCCAACCGAAUUAUUUAUCUCAUCCACAAGAUGUCUUGAGACUUAUAGAUGCAAUGAAAAUAACGAUACAAAUUGGUGAAUCGAAACCUUUUAGAAAGUUCGGAUCUCGAUUAUAUUCAACUCCUGUUCCAGGAUGCGAAAGAUUUUUAAGACUUAGCGAUGAAUAUCUCGAAUGCGUGCUUAGAACUUUAACUGCCACUAUUUAUCAUCCCGUAGGAACGUGUAAAAUGGGUGCUGUAGACGAUCCGACAACCGUUGUGGAUCCCGAAUUGAGAGUAAAAGGAGUUUCGGGAUUAAGAGUAGUCGAUGCUUCCGUUAUGCCCACCAUUCCUUCUGGAAAUACCAAUGCUCCAACGAUUAUGAUUGCGGAAAAAGCUGCUGAUAUGAUUUUAGGCCUUCUGGUCUUCCUCUUUGGUCUUUUCUCUGCCCAGGUAGGAGUUUUCCUCUUUCUUUCGACCGGAGUGGCUUCUCCUCCGGACUCGGUUAUGGCGUCGCCGUCGCGCGAGCGUCUUCAGCAGCAACCGUCGGGAUCGGAAGCACUCAUAACUUCCGACGAAUUAAGAUUUAUUUCUCCUCUGUCGGAAUUGGAGAAACUCUUUUCCAUCCACGACUUUCCAAAUACUUCCAUCCAACCUCCGGCAGCCUUGAAUGCUCUACAUUCUACCAACUGGCGGGGUUGGACUCUCAUUGGGACAGAUGCCUCAAAAUCAUAUCUACGGACGGCUUUCGGAGUGGUUCUUCCUGCUCAAACGGUCAAGGAAACUUGGUCGCUACACACGAGCUGCAGCGUCUUCGGUGCAGAGGCUCUCGGCAUCCAACGGGCAGUUAAUCUCAGCGCCCGUCUUAACAUUCCGACGGCCAUCGUCUCAGAUGGCAAAUCAGUUCUCCAGGCAGUCGCCAACGUUAAUUUUUCCUCUCUAGCGGUUAUUAUUGAACUAGCUGCAACUAUCAGCUACCACCCAACACCUCUUGAAAUCGGGUGGACGCCUGGUUACGUUGGCAUUCACAUAAAUGAAACGGCAGACCAAGCCGCUAGUCAUGACACUCCCAUCGGCUCCUGGUGGAGACCUCUCAUGGCACGUGACCUCAUACGUCAAAUGCGGGAAUCGAUCAUCCGCAACUACACAGAUAUCUGGUCUACUAUUCUUCGGGGAAAAGAUCGCGACCAUCUCCCACCUUUCGUCUCUUGGAUAUACCAUCACGCCUCGUCUCGCCAUACAGAAACCCUAUUGGCUAGACUUCGAACCGAUACGGCCCCCUUGAACAACUUCCUCUAUUCUCGACGCCAAUGCUCCUCGCCAGAUUGCCCCCAUUGUGGGUCGCCAGAAACUUUCGUCCACUGGCUGGUCUGCCCGCAAUACACACGGGCCCGCCAAGAGUUAGGCCGCCUCUUAACCUUGGACCUCACGAUCGUCCGUACAUUAACUCCAAAAUACUGGCCUCAUACCGACCUUCCUCCUCGCAACAUAUCGAAAUCUUGGAGCGUUUUGUUCACCGCUCCAACCGCUUUAUUAAAUUCUAAGCGGAGUAAUUCGGAGAAAAAGCCAACAGGCUAG
Molecule: messenger RNA, 3586 nt
Organism: Centruroides sculpturatus (bark scorpion)
Lineage: Eukaryota; Metazoa; Arthropoda; Arachnida; Scorpiones; Buthidae
Exons: 17
Coding region: 5-3586 (1193 amino acids)
Molecular function (GO): oxidoreductase activity, acting on CH-OH group of donors; nucleic acid binding; flavin adenine dinucleotide binding
Source: RefSeq, a predicted model, not a curated record